GCAAUUUCUCAAAUUGAUUUUGCUCACCAUUGCAAUUCCUACGGCCUUAGUGUAGCGUAAUUGCUUUGGUUUUGUAGAAUCAGGAGGAGAAUAAGGUGGGAACUGGGAAUGGCGAUGGAAGGAGUUGCUUCUAUUGCUCUUUUGCCUUGCGGCUCUGUCUCUGGCCACUUCAUUCAACUUCCUCACUCCAUCUGCUACGGCCUCCAUGGCACUGAAUUGGAAUGUGAAAGAGAGUGCAGCAGGGGUGAGGAUUACCGCUUGAUCAAGCUCACAAUUACGAACUACAAUAACAAGCAAGAACGAACAGUCGUCAUUGAAUGUAGAGGCCAUGAUGCUGCACGGUUUCGCAGCAUCGUUCAUGCUCAUGGUUGGGAAGAGGAUGUAGUGAGCAUGGUUGAAAAAAAACAUGGAAAGAACGAGAUUAUGGUUUCCUUCGAGUGUCAAAUUUUGAAGUCUGAGAAAGCGGCUGAAGAUCACAUCAGACAGUUCAUUCCCAAAUUAGUAGGUCAAGACGCUGUGGUUAACAUAGGGCCAAUGAGCAUCAGAGGAUUGGAUUUUGAAGCAGAGGAGGAACAGCCAGGAGAGUGAUGCAACCAUUUUUUAGCAUUUUGAGUUGGAAGACUUGUCUGAUGAAGUAGUCUCUCUUUAAAUCUUAUCUCAACCCAUAGCCUGAAUUUUGUUUGUGAGAGAGAUCUUUCUCUCGUUAGAUUUCUUUUAUCUAGGAGAGAGGCAGAGAGAGUCAACAUCAGUUUUAAAAAAAUUAGUUGUUUAAUGAGCAAAAGUUCAGGGGCCAAAGUCAAUACUCGGCUGCUAGAAAUCUUUUGAUGCUGAGUUUGAAGGAUAUGUUUGCAGGAAGACUUUUGAGAACUAGAGAAUCGUAUUUACAAACUUCCACGCUAUGGAAUAGGCCAUCCCAUCUCUCGAUUGUCGCUAUGAAACAAUCGGGGGACAGUAAAGAUUAGAUCAAAUGAGAAGGGAAUAAUAGGGGUAUGUGAUAGAUAGUGAUCUGUUGUCUCGCGCCCCUAGGUAUUCUCUACCUACCCACCUGUAUCGGUUUCGGGUACAGGUACCCCUCCCAAGUUAUUUGAACAACUUUGAGGUAACUAAACAACUAAAAUUUAUUCAGGCAACUAAGAUUUUUCCUUAA
This is a messenger RNA of Benincasa hispida (wax gourd), 1147 nucleotides long. RefSeq lists its product as uncharacterized. Lineage: Eukaryota; Viridiplantae; Streptophyta; Magnoliopsida; Cucurbitales; Cucurbitaceae. The record is from RefSeq and is a predicted model, not a curated record.